AUGAAUAACACAGAGUAUCCGGAAAACAUCACAGUUCAGUACUGCUUUCCUGACAAUAAUGCAUCUUGCAGAAAGGAGCUCCACACUCCCACCAACCUGCUCAUCCUCUCUCUGGCUGUGGCAGAUCUUUUUGUGGGACUGUUUGUUAUGCCUGUAAAUAUUGUGUUAUUCAUGGACUCUUGUUGGUACCUUGGAAAAGUGGCAUGUUCUAUUUUUUCUGUGGUUAGUAAUCUCUCAAUAUCAGCAUCUGUCUCUAAUCUAGUUUUCAUUGCAGUUGAUCGGUACAUUGCUAUCAGUGACCCUCUACUUUAUUCCAGUAGAAUUACAGAUGGUAAAAUAUUUGUGUGCAUAACUCUAGGCUGGUCUUUUUCUCUAACAUAUAUUAUUAUUUUAAUGUAUUGUAAUGAUCACCUCUCUCCCUCUCAAAUGUCCAUUAGAUGCUAUGGAGAGUGUGUGAUCUAUGUUAAAAAUUCAUGUUUUAUUGUUGACCUUAUCUUUUCUUUUCUAGUUCCUUGCUCUGUCAUACUGGUCUUGUAUUUACUGAUUUUUAAAGUGGCAAGACGUCAAGCUAAAGCUGUCAGAGCUGUGACAAAUGCUGCCUCACACAAACAUGGAGACAAGGUUUCAAGCUCUUCUGAAACCAAAGCAGCAAAAACAUUGAGCAUUGUCAUUUUUGUUUAUCUUGCUUGCUGGAUACCAUUAUAUUUAAGUUCUCUGUCAGUUGAAAGCUUGUCAUCUUUAUCAAUGGUGUGGACUGUGUUUAUCUGGCUAAUAUACAUGAACUCCUCUGUGAAUCCAGUAAUAUAUGCCAUUUUCUAUCAGUGGUUCAGAGAAUCAGUGAAGUAUAUUGUAACCUGUAGAAUAUUUGAAUCAUCAUCUUCAAGGCUUUUAUUAUUACCUGAACAUGUUUAA
This is a messenger RNA of Pygocentrus nattereri (red-bellied piranha), 912 nucleotides long. RefSeq names its product trace amine-associated receptor 13c-like. The transcript has 2 exons. Gene Ontology annotation, molecular function: trace-amine receptor activity. Bases 1 to 912 code for a protein of 303 amino acids. The record is from RefSeq and is a predicted model, not a curated record. Gene Ontology annotation, biological process: G protein-coupled receptor signaling pathway. Gene Ontology annotation, cellular component: membrane. NCBI's taxonomy places the organism in Eukaryota, Metazoa, Chordata, Actinopteri, Characiformes, Serrasalmidae.